Closterium sp. Yama58-4 is the source of this 399-nucleotide messenger RNA. NCBI's taxonomy places the organism in Eukaryota, Viridiplantae, Streptophyta, Zygnematophyceae, Desmidiales, Closteriaceae. The record is from the annotation of a GenBank genome assembly.
AUGUUCAAGCGGCGGCGAUUCAACACUUCUGUCAGAGUGCUGGGAGAGCUGAAUUCGCGCACAUUGAAACGGACUGUUACCUCGCAAGACGGUAAAACAAGGCAAAGGUCCCCUCUGUUCUUAGGUGAUUUCGCCCUGUUCUCCCCUCGUCCGCACCCCUCUGAAGUCAACCUUGAAUCAAGCGCGCGUGUGCUGCUGCUGUCCCUUCCCAGAGACCCCAAUGGGGCAUCAGAUGGCGGGUCGCUGACAGCUGGAAACCUAAAACAAGAAAAAGCCGCAGCAGCAUCGUCAAGAGCAGAGCAUGGCACCAAGAGCCCUGUGCAAACAGAAGCCCAUGGCAUCAUGAAGGAGCAGAGCAUGCCAUAUCAGCAGAAGCACAGCAUCAUGACAUGCCCUUAG